Musa acuminata AAA Group (dessert banana) is the source of this 2825-nucleotide messenger RNA. RefSeq names its product V-type proton ATPase subunit B 2. Gene Ontology annotation, molecular function: proton-transporting ATPase activity, rotational mechanism; ATP binding. The transcript has 24 exons. Gene Ontology annotation, cellular component: proton-transporting V-type ATPase, V1 domain. NCBI's taxonomy places the organism in Eukaryota, Viridiplantae, Streptophyta, Magnoliopsida, Zingiberales, Musaceae. The record is from RefSeq and is a predicted model, not a curated record. Gene Ontology annotation, biological process: vacuolar acidification; proton transmembrane transport; ATP metabolic process. The coding region runs from base 1136 to 2602 and encodes 488 amino acids.
UAUAUAUAAGAGAUCCACAAAGACGGUGUGUGGGGGCGACGGAUGUGGCAUCGCUGAUAUGGUGGUCGGAAAGAAGAGGAGAGGGAGGUGGGUGGCAGUUUCGGGGCAACAGAUGCAGCAUCACGAGGAAUUAAUUUCUCGACGCGUUGUCUUUGUCUUUUCCAGUCGCUGCCGCUGCUGUUUUGAUAUUGGAAUCUUUUCCCUGUCCUCGAGUCGCCCCGCAUUGGCUGGACCGCAAAGCUGCGGGGCCUUCUACUUUGCUGGGCAAGAACGGGAAAUGCGCAAGCUAUGAGUGUUGGAUGGACAAGCAGACGCAUCGCCACGAUUCUCGGAACACUCGCUGUUGAAGGAUUAUUUUUUGGAUGAGAUGGUGUUCAAAUGGUACUGAUUGAGAUGCAACACAACAGGGGAAAAAGAAAAAAGAAGUGCCAAAGAAUGCUUCAAAAGACUACUAAUGAUUUGAAAUUAAGACAGAAGUGAGGUUUACUGCACUUGCAUUACUAGCCUUAUCCUCCAUUUGAUGUUUAUGGCCCAUAUGUGAGAAGAUGCAGAAAGGUCUCACAAAACAAAAGCCUGGCGCAUACUGACUUGGCUCGUGGCCUGGGAGGACUCAAAAGCUUCCAUCAUCAAUCUACCACUUUGCGAGGACAUGUUUGGAUGAGCCAAACAAGGUAAGGAAAAGCAGGAUAAGAAUUAAGAGGAAUAGAACAACAAAAGAGAAGAAAAAGGAGCGGAAAAGGGCACAAUUUGAUGCAGGCACUGCAAAGAUGUUCUCUCCAAGACUUGAUCGAAGCGUGUUAUCCCCUCCAGGAGAAGUUGUUGCCAUUCUUGUUCUGAGGCCCAACGAAAUUAGGACAUUUCUUGAGCAAAGCGUGAAAAAUCCAAAGAGAAAUGUGAUCUUGAGUUGGCCUUCUCUGCAUUGGCGUGUCGUGGUUGGGUCCCACCUGCGUCCUCCGUCUGAUCAUGGUCCAACGGUUGACGAUGAAUCUCCAACGUGAUCGCUGCGAUCAAGAAACAUAACGAAUGGGGAACCUCAUGUCCCACAGAAGUCACGUUCUUUACGUGCUCUCCUCGCCUUUCUCUCUCUCUCUCUCUCUCUCUCUCCGUGACCGCAUCCGAAGGCUUUCCCGUGAAAAUGGUUGUGGCCCAAAACAGCAUUGACAUGGAGGAGGGAAGCUUGGAGAUUGGCAUGGAAUACAGGACUGUUUCUGGAGUGGCAGGUCCUCUUGUCAUCCUGGACAAAGUUAAGGGUCCUAAAUAUCAAGAAAUUGUUAAUAUACGUUUGGGAGAUGGGACAACUCGACGUGGUCAGGUCCUGGAAGUUGAUGGGGAAAAGGCUGUUGUUCAGGUAUUUGAGGGAACUUCUGGCAUUGACAAUAAAUAUACAACUGUUCAGUUCACAGGAGAGGUCCUCAAGACACCUGUGUCGCUGGAUAUGCUUGGACGAAUUUUUAACGGUUCAGGAAAACCUAUUGACAAUGGCCCACCUAUAUUACCUGAGGCAUACUUGGAUAUCUCUGGAAGUUCCAUCAAUCCUAGUGAGAGAACAUAUCCUGAAGAAAUGAUUCAAACAGGGAUUUCUACAAUAGAUGUGAUGAACUCCAUUGCUCGUGGUCAAAAAAUCCCUCUUUUCUCUGCUGCUGGGCUUCCACAUAAUGAAAUUGCUGCUCAGAUUUGUCGUCAGGCUGGUCUUGUGAAGAGGCUGGAAAAAUCUGAUAAUCUCUUGGAGGAUGGUGAAGAGGACAAUUUUGCUAUAGUGUUUGCAGCAAUGGGAGUCAACAUGGAAACAGCACAGUUUUUCAAGCGUGAUUUUGAAGAAAAUGGUUCAAUGGAGAGAGUGACACUUUUCCUAAAUCUGGCAAAUGACCCAACAAUUGAACGAAUUAUUACGCCUCGAAUCGCUCUCACGACUGCAGAAUAUCUAGCUUAUGAAUGUGGCAAGCAUGUUCUUGUCAUCCUGACUGACAUGAGCUCGUAUGCUGAUGCGCUUCGUGAGGUGUCUGCUGCUCGAGAGGAGGUGCCAGGUCGACGUGGUUAUCCAGGCUAUAUGUAUACCGAUCUCGCAACAAUAUAUGAACGUGCUGGUCGUAUAGAAGGAAGAAAGGGCUCUAUCACACAGAUACCGAUCUUAACUAUGCCAAAUGAUGACAUUACGCAUCCCACUCCAGAUCUUACAGGCUAUAUCACCGAGGGCCAAAUCUAUAUUGACAGGCAACUUCACAAUCGACAGAUUUAUCCACCUAUCAAUGUGCUGCCAUCUCUCUCACGGUUGAUGAAGAGUGCCAUUGGGGAGGGUAUGACUCGUCGUGAUCAUGCUGAUGUGUCUAACCAGUUGUAUGCCAAUUAUGCAAUUGGGAAGGACGUUCAAGCAAUGAAAGCAGUUGUCGGAGAGGAAGCACUCUCGUCUGAGGAUUUGCUGUACCUGGAGUUCCUAGACAAGUUUGAAAGGAAGUUUGUAACUCAAGGAGCGUAUGAUACCCGUAAUAUCUUCCAGUCGCUUGAUCUUGCCUGGACCAUGCUACGCAUCUUUCCCCGAGAGCUUCUCCACCGUAUACCUGCCAAGACUUUAGAUCAGUACUAUAGCCGCGAUGCUGCUCACUGAGAGAUGCAAAGAUGAUAGCUCACCAACGUAUACUUGCCACGACUUUAGAUCAGUUCUAUAUCCAUGAUGCUGCUCACUGAGAAGCAAAAGAUGCCUUUUUUCUUUUUUCUUCUUAAAAGUAUGGAGGAGGAGCCAAAGAUGAAUAAUAAGCCGCUUCUACCUUUUAUUAUCUUUUUGGCUUGUCUGAUAUCAAUAAUAAAAUAUCCAACUGCAAAUUAUUUUA